Messenger RNA from Pongo pygmaeus (Bornean orangutan), 1518 nucleotides. RefSeq names its product protein FRG1-like. The transcript is spliced from 6 exons. The record is from RefSeq and is a predicted model, not a curated record. Gene Ontology annotation, molecular function: actin filament binding. NCBI's taxonomy places the organism in Eukaryota, Metazoa, Chordata, Mammalia, Primates, Hominidae. Gene Ontology annotation, cellular component: catalytic step 2 spliceosome; nucleolus; striated muscle dense body. The coding region runs from base 1031 to 1507 and encodes 158 amino acids.
AAAAUGCAGACAAGAGUGUCUUAAGAUUAUCGUAAUGAUCAUAAUUAAUGCUUAUGUAGCACUUUCAAUGUGCCAAGAAAUUGUUGUAGGCACUUUGCACAUUAACUUUUUUCAAAUCGCUCUUGUUUUUUUAUUUUUUUAUUGCGAUGUAAUUCAUAAUUAUAAAAUUCACCCUUUUGUACAGUCAGUGGAUUUUAGUAUAUAUUCAAGAGGUUCAGCACUGUCUAGUUGCUCAGCAUUUUCGUCAUCUCAGAAGGAAAUCUCUUCCUACCCAUUAAAGCAGUCACAUCCCAUCCUCUCCCUCUCCUAGUCCUUGGCAACCACUAGUCUGCUAUCUUUGUGAAAUUGCCUAUUCUGAAUAUUUCCUAAGAAAUCAUGCAACAUGUGGCCUUUUGUGUAUGGCUUUUUUCACUUAUAACGUUCUUGAGGUCCAUCAUUGUUGUGACACUUGUUCCUUUUUAUGGCUGUGUAGUAUUCCAUUGUAUGGAUGUAUCAUUUUGUUCAUCCAUUCAUCAGUUGAUGAACAUUUAGGUUGUUUCCCCUUUUUGACUGUUGUGACUAAUGCUAAUGUGAAUAUUCUUACGUAAUAUUUUUGUGUGUGUAUGUUUUCAUUUCCCUUGGGUAUACAUACUUAGGAGUAAAAUUGCUGGGUCAUAUGGUAACUCUUUAACUUUUUGAGGAACCACAAACUGUUUCCUGUAGAAGCUGCACCAUUUUAAAUUUCCUCCAGCAAUGUGUGAAGAUGCAUAUUACCUCUUAAUUCUCACAAUAGCCUUGAGAGUUAAGUUAUUAUCCUAAUCUUUUAAGUGGGGAAACUGACCCACAGAGAGAUUCAGUACCUUUUCCAAAAAUCGCAGAGCUAAGAAGUGACAGAAUCAGGAUUUAAAAUCUGGCAGUGUGGCUCUACAAUCUGCUUUGAACUUUAACAUAAUAUGUACAAAGCCUGAAGCAAAUUCUCAGUACUGUAUUUAAGAGGGCAUAGCAAUUAAGAAGAAAAAGAGCAAAGGUAAGAAGAGAAAAAGAGAAGAAUAUGAAGAAACCCAGCUUGAUGAUGUUGGGGAAAAUGGUUUUAUUGGCCUCAGACAGCUGCUUUAUUAGAUGCAAUGAAGCAGGAGACAUAGAAGCAAAAAGUAAAACAGCAGGAGAAGAAGAAAUGAUCAAGAUUAGAUCCUGCGCUGAAAGAGAAACCAAGAAAAAAGAUGACAUUCCAGAAGAAGACAAAGGAGAUGUAAAACAAUGUGAAAUCAAUUAUGUAAAGAAAUUUCAGAGCUUCCAAGACCACAAAGUUAAAAUACGUAAAGAAGACAGUAAAAUUCCUAAAAAGGCUCAGAAAGAUGGAUUUUUGCAUGAGAUGCUUCUGGACAGGAGAGUGAAGUUGAAACCGACAGAUACUGCAAAUGACUGGGAUUUUUGUUUCUGCCUUAUCUUUUUGUGUUUUUUUCUGAAUAAAAUAUUCAGAGGAAAUGCUUUUACAGAGUUCUUGAGUUGUUGUGAAAUUGUUGUUUAGCUAGUAGCUAG